UAUUAAUAAACAGUCACACUAUAUAUGAAUACGUUAUCUCAUUCAUUAGUCCUACCAUUUUCCUUGCAAUUAUUAUUUCCUCCAAUUUAUUGCAAUUUUCCAUCUCUUUCUCUCUCUAGACCUCUCUCUCUCUAGAUUUCUCUCUCUCUCUCUCACACACACACACACACACACACACGUUCAUAUAUUCUGGAACGGGAAAUAAAAAGCCGAGCUGAAAAAAAGGUGAGCCGUUGAGCAAAAUGAAUUGAAUUGAAUUUGUCAACAAUUUUCAGUAGCUCUCCUUGAUAUUCGGAAGGCACCUUAAUUUAUCUAAGAAAAAAGAAGCCAAAAAAAAAAUUAAUUGAAAAAAAAGAGAUUCCUCCGCACGCACAACCGCCGUGUUACUGUGUGUAGUAGCCCGGCCGUCGGACUUCCGCCUUCACCUCCGACAAUGGCACUUGUUUCGCGCUGCAUUAUUUUUAUCGAAAUUCAUUGAUAAUUAAUCGCAGGCGGCGGAAUUUUCUCUAGGGGAUUGUGGAGAAGGGGAAUUAAGAGGCGGCGGAGGAGGAAUUUAAUUUGAUCGGAAUUCGAUCGGGGAAUUUGAUCGGAAUUGAUCUAAUUAAGAUGACGAGGCAAAUGACGAUGCGGUCGCCGGCGUUGGACAGGCGGCAGUCGCCGCUGCUGGAGAGAUCCGACUACUCGUCGCGCGGCGGGGCGAGGAAUAAGGUGAGGCUGGCGGAGGUGGCCGGGGGGACGGCGGCGGAGUGCGCGGCGGUGUGCUGCUGCUGCCCCUGCGGGCUGGUGAACCUCAUCGUUCUGGCGGUGUACAAGUUGCCGGCGGGGCUGUGCAGGAAGGCGCUGAGAAGGAAGCGCCACCGGAGGCUGCUGAAGAAGGGGCUGCUGCCGCAGCGGAAGUGCGGCUGCGACGAGAAUGAGUUCCAGAUACACCCGGUAACAAGCCCUCUCGCCAUGGUUACUGCUCUGGAAUCUGUCUCCGACGACAGUGAAGUAAUUGAGCUGGAGAAGGAGAUGUGGGAUAAGUUUUACGGCGCCGGUUUCUGGCGGAGCCCCUCCCAAAGAACUGAAGUCUCAGCUCAGUAAAAAAUAAAUUGAAAACAUUUAUAUAUAUUAAUUUACAUUCUAUCACUGCUUAUGUUUUUUAUUUUUACUGUCUAGUAAAAUUGGAUUUUACUAUUGGCCGCGGUAAAAAAGAAAAGAAUUAAUUUUCUUUUUUGCCAAGUAAGUAUAUUUCAAGUUUUUUAAUGUACAGAGGAUGAGAAAAUUAUUGUGCUUUGUUUCGUUUCCUUUUCUUUGAUAAGGAAAAAGUUUUUUAGUGCAAAUAUUUUUUUGA
Molecule: messenger RNA, 1333 nt
Organism: Erythranthe guttata (spotted monkey flower)
Lineage: Eukaryota; Viridiplantae; Streptophyta; Magnoliopsida; Lamiales; Phrymaceae
Source: RefSeq, a predicted model, not a curated record